Drosophila novamexicana is the source of this 1904-nucleotide messenger RNA. Its product is annotated as tetraspanin-33-like. The transcript is spliced from 2 exons. Gene Ontology annotation, biological process: protein localization to plasma membrane; protein maturation. The record is from RefSeq and is a predicted model, not a curated record. Bases 195 to 1112 code for a protein of 305 amino acids. Gene Ontology annotation, cellular component: membrane. Lineage: Eukaryota; Metazoa; Arthropoda; Insecta; Diptera; Drosophilidae.
CGUAAUAUAGCCAAUCGCUUUAAUAGUAUAUAGAAUGUAAUAAUCAAACAAAAGUAAUUAUAAAAAACAAUCAAGUGUAACUAGAAACGCAAUGUGUUAAGCAACAAGACUCGAAUAUGUGUGCAUUGUAAUAUUUGUACCCAAGUUGGCUGACAUCGAAGGUUUCUGGCCUCUCUCACAACCAGACAAAAACAAUGAGCAACUACAGAUACCACGGCGGGGGCGGAGGUGGCGGCGUCGGCGUUGGCUAUUAUGGCAUUGAGGUGCGCGACAUGCAUCAGCGGAUAUCUUAUCCGCAUCACUUUACAUUCGUCAGCUCCUGCGUGAAAUACAUGAUAUUCAUAUUGAACUUCAUGUUUUGGCUGUUUGGCGGCCUGCUGCUGGGCAUCGGUGUGUAUGCGUUUAAGGACAAAUGGGAGGAGGCGAACGGUUGGGUGAAGCUGGAAAAUAUUUAUGAUGUUGUGCUCAAUAUAUCCCUGGUGAUGAUCAUAACGGGCAUUGUCAUAUUUGUGGUCAGCUUUGCUGGCUGCCUGGGCGCACUGCGCGAAAACACCUGUCUGCUCAAAUUUUACUCGAUGUGCCUGUUGAUAUUCUUCCUCAUGGAAAUGGCCAUAGCCAUCAUUUGCUUUGUCUUCCCGCAAAACAUGAACUCUUUUCUCGAAGAUCAGUUCACUGAUAAGAUUAUACACUCGUAUCGUGAUGAUCCGGACUUACAGAAUUUCAUUGACUUUGCCCAGCAGGAGUUCAAGUGCUGUGGCCUGAGCAAUGCCGGCUACCAGGACUGGAGCAAGAACGAGUACUUCAACUGCUCCUCGCCGUCGGUGGAAAAGUGCGGAGUGCCAUAUAGCUGUUGCAUGAAUGCGACUGACAUUAGCUCCGGCUUGGUGAACAUCAUGUGCGGCUACGGUGUGCAGGAACAUUCGGUUGCGGCCGCCAGCAAACUAAUUUGGACCAGUGGUUGCAUUGAAAUCGUGCGUGUCUGGGCCGAGCGCAAUCUCUAUACUAUUGCGGGCAUAGCGCUGGGCAUUGCACUUGUACAAUUGUUGGUCAUCUACUUGGCCAAAACCCUGGAGGGCCAAAUCGAAUUGCAGAAGUCACGCUGGGCAGCGUAAGGACACACACAUACACAUAUAGUCAGACUGCCAAUCGCUGUGAGAUAAGGAUAGAGCAUGUAUCCUUGCUACGCAGCUGCUCCACUUCGAGAUUGAUUAACCGAGCUAUUCAAAGAUUUGUUGCAUUUAGAUUCGGUUUUUUAUAUUCCACAGUAGCAGACUUUUCUUUUCUCUCUUUUUGUCUUUUAAAUGUUUCAAAAAAGCAUAUUUAUACACUAUUUAAAGAUUGUAAAUUGAACUUAUUCAAUUUGUAAAAGUCUGAAAUAAGUAUGUUCAUUUAAACAGAAACAAUUAAUGUUCUCUUAAUUGGUUUAUAUCGAAGGACCAAUUUAGCUAUAAUAUUACCACCUACGACAAUAUGUAUAUAUACAUGUACUUACUUAUAUAAGUAGAGAGUCGAGUCAAAUGAACAUACCCUAUUUUGUAAGUGCACAUUAAAUAGAGAUUGCAUUUUAUAAUAUUUAUGCUAACAAGGAAUAGUUAUUUUUGGAUUUCCGAAAAUUAAGCACCCCCUGCAGAGAAACAAAACCUUAUUCUUAUCAAAUCUCCCAAUUGUUCCCAAGACAUUUCUAUUAGAUAACUUCAAAACGCAGCGACUAGCAUGCUUAGAAACUGACAGGCAGACAGACGAAUAUGUCCUAGAUCAAGGACAUAUAUUUUAUAAGGUCUAAGUUAUCUCCUCGUAUGCGUUACACAGUUCGUGACAAAAUUGAAAUAUCCUCUGCAUGGGUACAAAAAUAGCGUAUAACUUAUAAACAAUAUACUCAUAAAUUAAGACAGAAAUAAAAGUAG